Pollicipes pollicipes is the source of this 898-nucleotide messenger RNA. RefSeq names its product pleckstrin homology-like domain family A member 1. The record is from RefSeq and is a predicted model, not a curated record. Lineage: Eukaryota; Metazoa; Arthropoda; Thecostraca; Pollicipedomorpha; Pollicipedidae. Gene Ontology annotation, cellular component: extracellular matrix. Bases 23 to 766 code for a protein of 247 amino acids. The transcript is spliced from 2 exons.
GUUGGACGCAACACCAGGAGUCAUGAGGCUGACCACCGUGUCAGCCCUCCUGGUCGUGGCCGCCUGUCUAGUCCACGGUGACGACGAUCUGGACGAUCUCGACGAGGAGGACCAUCGCCGCUCUGCCAAGACAACCGCCCGCGCCAAACCCGACUACAACUACGGCUACAGCGUCAAGGACAAGGCCUCUGGUGUGAAGCUGAACGCGAAGGAGAAGCGUUUCGGGGGUCGCACGGAGGGCUCGUACACGACGAAACUGCCCGAUGGCCGCAACCAGGUGGUCGAUUACUGGGUAGACGGCAAGUCGGGGUACAAUGCAGAGGUUUCUUACGACAGCCUGCCCAAGCAUCCUGAGUCGGUGACCGAGAAGAUCGCGACAGCUCCCCCUCCUUCUAUUCCUCUUCCUCCACAUCUUCCUCUUCCUUCUCCUACUCCUUCUCCUUCCCUUCGUCCCCAUGGCGGAGGGUCUGCCUCAUUUCGGCCGGCACUUCAAGCGAGACCUCUGCUUUUCCGGAGGCCCCAUCUCCACCCGAGGCCCCACCUCCACCCAAGGCUCCAUCUGCGCCCGAGGUCCCACCUCCGCCCGAGGCCCCAUCUCUACUCGAAGACCCAUCUCCGCCCGAGGCCCCUGAUACAUCCAGAGGCGCUGAUGCGUCGGCGGCCGUUCAUCCAUCCGAGACCGCUGAUCCACAUGAGGCCGGUGAUUCACCCAAGACCUGGCAGGCAUGUGCCGCGGUUCCUCCCGCGAACACGGGAAGGCGUUUGAGGACGCACUUUUGUCGUUAUUCGCACGGCAGCUUGUUUAGGAAUUUCGCCAGCUUGAGCGCCCUAUAUGUAAUAUGGUCCGUGACGUCCGGUACAGUUUCAUGUCCAUGUGUGAGCCAAGCAAUAAACGUUC